AUGCUGUACCAUACAGUUUUGCCUACUGCUGCUUGUAGCUUCAUUGUAGCUGUGAAUGCUCUGUUCCUCUCCUCUUCACCCUUGAAGAUUCGCAAACAUACAAGAUUGGACUGGAGGCAUGGCAUUCCCUGCAUCAUAGCCAAAGGAGGAUGUGAGUCUGAUGGCUUCCUUUCCAUAAACAGCCUUUCCAUCAUUGCAGUAUCUUGAUUUUUGGUUUCAUGGAAGAUUUUUAUUGGAACAGACUCUACAAAAGCAAAAUCCUUUCUAAGGGAAAAGUGUAUGAAAGAUAUCUAA
This is a messenger RNA of Orycteropus afer afer, 294 nucleotides long. Lineage: Eukaryota; Metazoa; Chordata; Mammalia; Tubulidentata; Orycteropodidae. The record is from RefSeq and is a predicted model, not a curated record.